This is a messenger RNA of Tuber aestivum (summer truffle), 1420 nucleotides long. The record is from the annotation of a GenBank genome assembly. NCBI's taxonomy places the organism in Eukaryota, Fungi, Ascomycota, Pezizomycetes, Pezizales, Tuberaceae.
AUACUUGCUGGGCAUCGCGGCCCUACCUUUCGCUCCCUCCCCUGCACAAUUUCUAUGGCCGCGAAAGUACCAGUGCCAAAUUCAUGGGAAGAUGAUGAAUGGGAGAGCCAACCGGCCAGGUUAUCUACGGUAUUUCCGCUUUCUCCUUUUUCGAACUGCGUAUAUGCGCGAGUAGCCCAGCUAAUAGAUUCCUCGUGGAAGACAAAUACCCCGCCAACAGUGGUAACUGGAAUCCUCCGCUCCGACGCAGUGGAAUUCACCCCGACCCAACAACCUCUCUACACCCCCGCUUCCUCGCAACCAAAAACAUUCUUCAAACCGGAGCUGAAAAUACUCAAGCGCACGCCUUCGCCAAACUCUUCUCCCGUGGCCGCUGAUACGCUGAAAGUAUCGACGGAGAAACCUCGAUCGCAAGAGCAAGAGACAGAGAUAGAGCGUAGAGAACGGGAGCGCAGGGAGCGGGAACGCCGAUAUCAGGAGGCCCGCGAUAAGAUCUUUGCUUCACCGGUGCCUGUAGCGAAGCCCAGGCGUAAAUUCCCGUCGCCGCCCAGGACUGCGCCCGCCAGGAAUGCGCCGGCGCCGGCGGGUAGAGGCAAUCGGAAAUCAAACAAAACCGGGGGAAAGGGUAGAGAUGGGGGAGGUGGGGCUAUCACCUCCCUCUCCCUUAACGGUGGAGGGUUCACCAUCGCGCCUCCGCCACCAAAGAUUUGGGAGAUUGACGAGAAGAUGUUGGAGUCGCAGUUGGCAGUCAUGAGUGAGUCUAUGGCUGCCGCGGCUACUGUGGGUAGGGAUGGGGAAGGCGCAGAUGAAGGCCUUGAUUGGGAUUCUUUUGAGAGGGGCGGUUGGCGUCCGUGCGAUGAUCCACCCCUAGUUCCCCCGUACAAUAAUAAUGGUCAGGAACCGACUCCUCCCCCUCCACCUCCACCUCCACCCCCACCGGCAAUCCCGGCAGUCCCAGCGCAGGAUAAACGUCCAGGUGUACUCCGCGCGCCUAGAGGGCCGGAUACGGAUGGUGGAAAGGGAUUUAAAGGAAGAGGCCGAGCUUGUGAUGUUAAAGAGUUUGUCCCGGGGAAUACCUGGGGGCAGUGAACAGCUGCGAGUACUGCUUCCAUUCCUUUUCUUUUCUCUUUUUCUUUUCCUCUUGAUUACUCUAAUAUGGUCCCUUUCUCUUUCAAGUGCUUUUUUUGUGUCUUUUCCGUCUCUUGGAUCUCGCUUCCUUUUUUUCAUACUUCUUAAAUCUGGUGUACAGGCGGGGAGAAACAGACUCAGGGUUAGGGUAGGCAAAUGGGUUGCUGUUCCGUUUUUUUCCCUUAAAUCUCCAUUUUAUGCUAUGGCCAUGCUCGAAAGCAACCGACGACAACCAAAAUCGGUGAAUGCAUGGAUAGCAGCAAAAGCAACAGCUCGAGUUAGCUUAAAUUAU